This is a messenger RNA of Gambusia affinis (western mosquitofish), 4521 nucleotides long. RefSeq names its product NACHT, LRR and PYD domains-containing protein 14-like. The transcript has 12 exons. The record is from RefSeq and is a predicted model, not a curated record. Bases 319 to 3549 code for a protein of 1076 amino acids. Gene Ontology annotation, molecular function: protein binding; metal ion binding. Lineage: Eukaryota; Metazoa; Chordata; Actinopteri; Cyprinodontiformes; Poeciliidae.
AACGCUGAAUUUCUAAGGCUGCUAUAUGGGAGCAGUUUAUCCGUGAACUCAGCAUUCUUGAAGCCAUUUUCACUGCGGCUGCUUUGUUUCCUCUCCUUCAGCUGAUCCUCAUUAAACACCUGAACGCCUCACCUGCAGAGACCCUGCGCAUGCGGACACAGAAACAGCUGCUGGUCAGAAAGCGAAAGUGGAAACAGUUCCCUUGAGUCGUGGGCUGAAUCUAACGGUCCAAACUUCAGCAGUCGGUCGGGUCAGUUCAGCUGCUGUUGGGAACUGAGUGCUACGGAUUCUCUGCAGAAAUAUAAAGAAUUACUAGAGAUGGACUGUGAUCCAAACAACCAUCCUCCUUCUCCUGAAAGAUGGGCUUUACACCAGGAGACUCAGAUGAACCUGAGGAUGAAUCCAGAGGAGAACAGAGCAGCCUCUCCGUCACCCAGUGGCGUUUCUAUGAAGACUGACCAAUCCAAACCUUUGUCUGAAGAUUUCACCAAUCAUCCUGUACUCCCAGCUCAAAGAUGGGCUUCACACCAGGAGACUCAGAGGAACCUGAGGAUGAAUCCAGAGGAGAACAGAGCAGCCUCUCCAUCACCCAGUGGCGUUUCUAUGAAGAGUGACAAAUCCAAACCUGUGUCUGUAGAUUUCACCAAUGAUCCUGGACUCCCAGAUCAAAGGAGGAGAAAGAGGAGCAACGUUAGUGAGGAGGAGGAGCCAUCCUGCUGUGCUUUGUGUCAGAAAGUUCUGAUGGAUCUGGUCUCUACCAGCUGUGGACACUGGUUCUGCAGACAGUGCAUCGGGUCCGACAAUGAGCCGUCUGCUCCAUCUGGACUCUCCAGCUGUCCCCAGUGUGGGAAAAGACUGCUGAAACCCAAUCAGAGCAGGUGUUUUCCAGCAGAUGUUGGUCUGCAGGAGCUUCUAGAGGAGCAUAAGAUCAGACUGAGGAACAGAUGUAAAUGUGUGACUGAAGGAAGUGAUGAAACAGGAAGAGGAAUUCUCCUCAACAGCAUCUACACUGAUCUCUACAUCACAGAGGGACAAAGUGAAGAGGUUAAUACCCAACAUGAGGUGAAGCAGCUGGAAAGAGCUUCCAAGAUCCAGAACUUUCAUGACUCUCCAAUCAGGUGCCAUGACAUCUUUAAAGCCUUCCCUGACCAACAUGGAGCCAUCAGAGUGGUUCUGACCAACGGCGUUGCUGGUGUUGGAAAAACCUUCUCAGUGCAGAAGUUCACUCUGGACUGGACAGAGGGCUUGGAGAACCAAGAUGUCAGUGUGGUGGUUCUGCUUUCAUUCAGAGAGUUGAACUUGAUCAGAGAUGAGCAGCAUAGUCUUCUCACGCUGCUCCAUGUUUUCCAUCCAACACUCCAGGAGCUCCCAGCAGAGCAGCUGGCUGCCUGCAAACUUCUCUUCAUCUUUGAUGGCCUGGAUGAAAGCAGGCUUUCUCUGGACUUCAACAACAUUCAGCUGGUUUCUGACGUCACACAGAAGUCGUCAGUCAACGUUCUGCUGACAAACCUCAUCAAGGGGAACCUGCUUCCCUCGGCUCUCAUCUGGAUAACUUCCAGACCUGCAGCAUCCAAUCAGAUCCCUCCUUCAUGUGUUUCCAAGGUAACAGAAGUACGAGGCUUCACCGAUGCCCAGAAGGAGGAGUACUUCAGGAGGAGGUUCAGUGAUGAAGAGCUGUUCAGCAGAAUCAUCUCCCACAUCAAGACCUCCAGGAGCCUCCGCAUCAUGUGUGGAAUCCCGAUCUUCUGCUGGAUCACUGCUACAGUUCUGGAGAACAUGUUGACCUCAGAGCAGAGAGGAGAGCUGCCCAAGACCAUGACUGACAUGUACUCACACUUUCUGCUGGUCCAGACAAAGAGGAAGAAUAACAAGUACCAUGGAGGACAUGAGACAAGCCCACAGGAGCUGAUGGAGGCUGACAGGGAAAUUGCCCUGAAGCUGGGGAGGCUGGCGUUUGAACAUCUGGAGAAAGGAAACAUCAUGUUCUACCAAGAAGACCUGGAGCAGUGUGGGCUGGAUGUCAAAGAGGCCUCGGUGUACUCAGGAGUUUGUACAGAGAUCUUCAAAAGAGAGAGUGUUAUCUUUCAUAAAUCAGUCUACUGCUUUGUUCACCUGAGCAUUCAGGAGUUUCUGGCUGCAGUCUACAUGUUUCACUGUUUCACUAGCAGAAACUCCAAGGUGGUGAAGACGUUCCUGGGAAAAACAUACAGGGAAAAAUCUCUGGAGGACUUUAUGAAAAAAGUCAUGGAGAAAUCUCUGAGAAGUAAAAAUGGCCACCUGGACCUGUUUGCUCGCUUCCUUCAUGGUCUCACGGUGGAGUCCAACCAGAGACUGUUAGGAGGCCUGCUGGGUCAGACAGAGAACAGUCCAGAAACCAUCCAGGGAAUCAUAGAUAAUCUGAAGAAAGGAAGAACACAUUCAUCUCCUGACAGAAGCAUCAACACCUUCCACUGUUUGAUGGAGAUGAAGGAUCUCUCGGUUUAUCAGGAGGCCCAACAGUUCCUGAAAUCGGAGAACAGAUCAGAGAAGAAUCUCUCUAUGAUCCAUUGUUCAGCUCUGGCCGACAUACUGCAGAUGUCAGAGAAGGUUCUGGAUGAGUUGGACCUGGAGACGUACAACACAUCAGUGGAGGGACAACGGAGACUGAUUCCAGUUGUGAGGAACUGCAGAAAGGCUCGAUUUGGCAGCAUUAAGUUAUCUGAUGAUGAAUGUGCAGUUGUGGCGUCAGCUCUGAAGUCCAACCUUCAUCUGACUGAACUGGAAAUAAGAAAGAUCAUCAAACUGAAAGACCCUGGAAUGAAGCAUCUGUGUGAAAUCCUGGAGAAUCCAGUCAGCAUAGUGAAGAGUCUGGGAUUGAAGAGCUGCAGUUUGUCAGAGGUCAGCUGGUCAUCUCUGGCCUCAGCUCUGAAGUUCAACUCUUCCCAUCUGACUGCACUGGACCUGUAUGAAAACAAUCUGAAAGAUGCUGGAGUGAAGGAGCUGUGUGCUUUUCUACAGAAUCCAGAAUGUAAACUACAAAAACUGAAAUUGGAGCACUGCAGUUUGUCAGAGAUCGGCUGUGAUUAUCUGGCCUCAGCUCUGAAGUCCAACCCCUCCCAUCUGACUGAACUGAAUAUGAGCCACAAUAACCUGAAAGAUGCUGGAGUGAAGCAGCUCUGUGGUUUUCUGCAGAAUCCAGAAUGUAAACUACAUGUAUUAAUAUUCUGGGACUGCAGGCUAUCGGAGAUCAGCUGUGAUUAUCUGGUCUCCGCUCUGAAGUCCAACCCCUCCCAUCUGACUGGACUGGAGCUGGGCCAGAACAGAGAGCUGAAAGAUGCUGGAGUGAAGCAGCUCUGUGGUUUUCUGCAGAAUCCAGGAUGUAAACUAGAGAAACUGAGAUUGGAGCGCUGCAGUUUGUCAAAGAUCAGCUGUGAUUGUCUGGCCUCCGCUCUGAAGUCCAGCCCCUCCCAUCUGACCGGACUGUACCUGGAAGGAAACGGCCUGAAGGAUUCAGAUGUUGAGCAGCUGAAGGAUCUUGUAAAGGAUGUAUGGUUGAAAUGGUCAGAUUGAUCUCUGUAGAGAAUUGUCUUGGUUUCCUGCUGAUCCUCUGAGUUUGAAGCUGCAACAGUUUGAGUCUUUCUAGACUCAAACUGACUGGAUUAUGAUCAUGACCUUUGACCUGAACCAGAGGUGGGACCAAGCCAGUGUUCUGUCAGUCUCAAGUCGAGACAGGCAAAAGUUGAACCAAGUCCCAAGUCUGAAACUUGUAAUUUCAUGUCCAUUUGAGUCUUUUUUUUAAAACAAUGUUACAAUUAUAUGUUAAAUGUAAAUGAUAUACCAAGUGUUCUUUUUUAAAAUCUAUAUUCUUUUAAAUCUUGAUAAACAUGUGCAGCUGAACACAAAGUAUAAAAACUAGUAGACUUAAUGCACUGACUGCAGUAAAAAAAAAUUCUAUUCAUUGUCAGUAACAUUUCCCGAUGUAGAAGUCUUUAAAUACACCAUCCAACCUCUGGUGGAACUGGACCUGGUUCAGCAUCAUGAUGGGUCAGAGAGAAACUCUCUUCUCUGAGUUCAGGGACAGAACCUGCUUUCUGAUCCGGAGCCCCGCUCACUAUCCACCGGCUAUCCUGAGCCAACAAGUGUUAAUUUGAUGCAGUUCACAUAGCAUCAAUUUAUCCGCUAUAUAAAUUGAUGCGGAUUUAUACAGUGUACAAAGCAUAGCAUAUAAGUGAAAGCUGCGCCUGUCAAUACGGAAUGAGAGAAAUGAAUUAAUGGGGCCCACUUUAUAAAUAUGUUUUAAGCUUUAGGGUUUUGGUAAAAAUAUCAAGUCUGUUCAAGUAAACAGGUUCAAGUCCAACUCAAGUCCCAAGUUAUUGGUGUCAAAGUCAAGUCUUAAUAUUAAUGACUCAAGUCCAAGUCAUGUGACUCGAGACCACACCUCUACCUGAAAGAUUUUCAUCCUGUUUGUUUUCUCAUGUCUGUUAUUUAGUGUCUGAUAUUGUUUGUCUCUUUGGAUCAAUAAAGAUCGAAUUCAAACUCUGA